AUGGUCAGUAUUUGUGAUCAUCAUUAUCAUCGUCGUCGUUGUCGUAAUAGUAGAGCUACUGCAGCAUCAGUAGCAGAAAUAGGAGUUGUAGGAGCAGCAGUUGUAGCAGUAGUAGUAGUGGCAGUACCAGCAGCUGUAGCACCAGCAGUAGCAGCAGUUGUAGUAGCUGUAGCAGCAGCUGUAGCACCAGCAGUAGUAGCAGUAGCAGUAGCAGCAGUAGUAGUAGCUGUAGCAGCAGCUGUAGUACCAGCAGAAGCAGCAGUAGUAGUAGCUGUAGCAGCAGUCGGUAGCAACCAGCGAAGCAGCAUAGUAGCUACACACUGUACACGCAGAAGCAGCAGUAGUAUUAGCAGUAGCAGCAGCUGUAGCACCAGCAGAAGCAGCAGUAGUAGUAGCUGUAGCAGCAGCUGUAGCACCAGCAGAAGCAGCAGUAGUAGUAGCUCACCAGCAGUAACAGCAGAAGUAGUAUCAUUAGCAACAGUAGCAGUAGCAGCAGCUGUAGCACCAGCAGUAACUGCAGUAGCAGUAGCAGCAGUACUAGCAGUAACAGCAGCUAUAGCACCAUCAGUAGCAGCAGUAGUAGUAUCAUUAGCAACAGUAGUAGUAGCAGCAGCAGUAGUAGCAGUAGCAGCAGCAGUAGCAGCAGCAGUAGUAUCAUUAGCAACAGCAGUAGCAGCAGCAGUAGUAGCAGUAGCAGCAGCUGUAGCACCAGCAGUAGCAGCAGUAGUAGUAUCAUUAGCAACAGUAGUAGUAGCAGCAGUAGUAGCAGUAGCAGCAGCUGUAGCACCAGCAGUAGCAGCAGUAGUAGUAUCAUUAGCAACAGUAGUAGUAGCAGCAGUAGUAGCAGUAGCAGCAGCUGUAGCACCAGCAGUAGAGCAUGCAGUUAGCAGUAGUAUAGCAGCAGUAAGUAGCAGCAGCACACAAGUAGCAGCAGCAGUUGUAGCAGUAGCAGCAGCUGUAGCACCAGCAGUAGCAGCAGUAGUAGUAUCAUUAGCAACAGUAGUAGUAGCAGCAGUAGUAGCAGUAACAGCAGCUGUAGCACCAGCAGUAGCAGCAGAAGUAGUAUCAUUAGCAACAGUAGUAGUAGCAGCAGUAGUAGCAGUAACAGCAGCUGUAGCACCAGCAGUAGCAGCAGAAGUAGUAUCAUUAGCAACAGUAGACAGUAGUAGCAUUAGAAAAAUAACGAUGGUUAUGGUGGGUGGUGGUUGUGGAUGUUGUAGUGGAGGUGGUGAUCAUGCUGCGGCUGCUACUGUUGUUGUUGCUGCUGAUGCUGAUGGUUGUAAUGCCGACGAAUGA
Molecule: messenger RNA, 1296 nt
Organism: Mercenaria mercenaria
Lineage: Eukaryota; Metazoa; Mollusca; Bivalvia; Venerida; Veneridae
Product: calphotin-like
Exons: 5
Coding region: 1-1296 (431 amino acids)
Source: RefSeq, a predicted model, not a curated record